This is a messenger RNA of Lycium ferocissimum, 2348 nucleotides long. Its product is annotated as protein LNK1. The record is from RefSeq and is a predicted model, not a curated record. Gene Ontology annotation, biological process: regulation of DNA-templated transcription; circadian rhythm. The coding region runs from base 46 to 1509 and encodes 487 amino acids. The transcript has 8 exons. NCBI's taxonomy places the organism in Eukaryota, Viridiplantae, Streptophyta, Magnoliopsida, Solanales, Solanaceae.
GAUGAAAAUAAUGGGAUAUUGCAUCAUUGCUUCAAACGUAAAAACAUGGACUCCAUUGACAGUGAAUUCUGCCAAAAUGGCUCAUCUCUGCGUAACAAGAAAGCUGCAGUUGGAGAAAACUCGUGUAGCUUUCCACUUGGUCCCAGUUCUCUGGCAGAUGAUGAUCUCAGUUUUUUUGACAACAAUUGUGUGGAGGAAGACACGAAUGAUCUCUUGUGUUAUAGCUGGUCUGAGAUAGGGAACUUUGAGGAUGUUGACAUGAUGUUCAGUUGUGAUUCAACAUUUGGACUUGGAGAUGGAAAUGAGAAUGACCUUGGUUGGUUUUCAUCAUCAGAUGCUAUUAAAGGAUUCGGAGAAGGAUUUUCAGAUUUUAAGUUUCAUAACCCAGCAUCCAAUGCACUGGAAAAUAUCUCUGGCAGACUUGAAGUUUCAAAAACAAAGGAAACGGGCAGUUCAGUUAGUGAUUCUGGCACUAAAAAUCAAUCAGCGAGCGAUAACAUGUGGCCCUCACAGAAAGAUGAAUCGGCCAUUCUGAGCCAUCUACCUUUUGUGAAUGGAUCAAGUAAUUCAGAGUCUAAUUUAGCGCCUCAAAAGAAAAUCAAUAUAAAUACGAACAAUGGAAAGCACCAGAAUCAAUUGGAAGGAAAGAGGAAAGGUACUUAUAUAGAAAAAGGUGAUGCCUUGCAUAAAAUAGAUGGCCUUUCUGCAGAGAAAAAAUAUUCUACUGAGGCCACUGAACCUAUCGUCAAUCUGAUAUCAUCGGGUAGUCAGCAGAAAAAUGAAGCUCAUGAACCUGAGACUGAUUACUUCAAUAGUAGCUUUCCUUACAUGUCUGAUUACAGUAGUUCAGAUCAGACUGCCCUUCACCCAACUUCAUCGAUUACUAAAUCUGGAAAUGAUGGUUUCAUGUCCCUUUCGCCCAAGGACAUUUCUGCAUCAAAUCAUCUGCAUUCUAUGCAGCACUUUCCUGAUCCUUCUUUUCAGAUGGAUACAACAAGCGAAAAGAAGGCACAGAAGCUACUUCACCAUUUUGGAAACAACAGUGAUCUGGAAGGCAUUAGCAUGAGACUUCCAGCAGAAUUAGAUUCCUCGAUUGUACUAGAGAGCACUUCCAUUAGUUCUAGGUUGGAUGAAGUUGCAGAAGAAGCUGCUGGUUUUCACCAGCUUCAAUGCGUCACAGAACGGUUGGAUAUAAGGACAAAGCUAUGCAUAAGGGAUAGUUUGUACCGGUUGGCUCGGAGUGCUGAACUAAGGCACAGAGAUGCUAGUAAUGACUCUGGAGAUGAUAGAGAUAGAAGCCAAGCGUUGAUUAGCGAACGGACAAACAAGUGGGAGACACGCGACCUGCCAUGUUACCAUGGCAUGUUCAAUAGGCACACUUUCGACAAGGUAAAAGGGUAUAUGGACAUGGAAAGAGACACAAACCCUAUAGAUCGAUCAAUUGCACAUUUGCUCUUCCUCAGGUCUUCAGGCUCAUAUGUAACACCUGACUGUGAUUCCUUGGCUUGAGAGGUCCCCUUCCAUGAUUCAUCGCCUCUGAGUUGCCUGCUGGUGAUGGCUGAAGACUUGAUUUGUCUUGGAGAAACUGCAGCUAAAUGAGAGAGAAAAGUUGCUGAUAACAGAUCAUAUAUACUUUAAAAAGCUUCAAGAGAAAUGGUGGUGUCUACACUAAUCAUCAUGCUUCGUCGUAUAGGGUUUAUCAACAAUAUAUUACGAGGUAGAUAGUGAAGUCUCUGGCUGUUUCAUGAGGAAGAAGAUAAUGUAGCUGUGGUGAAGCUGCUUAACAUGCUUUAUCAGUUUUACGUUAAUCUAUCGUCCUAAAAGAUGAAGGGUGCUUUCGGUAGUGAAUAAGAGUAUGGAUAUGCAGGGGCAAUUGCCAACAUAUCUAAGAGUGACAGCAUAGCGGAAUCAACCUAACGUCCUAACCUGCAGUUCUAUGUUUUUCCUUUGUGGGUCAGGUGGGGGUGAAAAAAUAAUGGGUGAAUAUCUGUAGCAACCCCGACUCAACAAUUGCCAACUGCAAUUUAAAUUCUACUUAAUCGAGCUUGUGAUGGCUAGAAUACUAUGUUGAUGCAUAGGCACUGUUGCGCCUUAGCGCGCUUUCUUCCUCUAUCCCUGGUUGAAGAGUGUGUCGAGUGUUGGGCAUCUUGGAGGUUAGCAUUGUCUUAUGAGAAAUAUUGUCCUAAUGUGUAAAAAGAUAUUAUCAGUACAUUUACCUGACAGGGCUUAGACGAAUGUUUUUUGGUGAUAUGUGGCUAUGUCACGUCAUCAUAAGAGAAGCAUUGCUGUAAUAUUUAAAAGAAUCUCCGUGACAUCGUAAGAGAAGCAUUGCUGUAAUAUUUAUGUCA